CCAUCCAUUAGUUUGCACAAAGUGCUUCGGUGUUUAGCUUCGCUUUAACCCAAUUAAGCUGCACAGCGAGCCCAGAAAGAUGCGCCACCUGCGCCAGGCUGCAGUCGGCGGCGACGGUAUCCCAAAUCCCUCUGUCGGACACAGGGAACUACCAGGGCCUCGGUGUUGAUGCUACCUCGAGCUCCAUAGGCCGGGUUGAGGCACCGAGGGCGCGAUCUCGAGGGAAGGUCAGGGCCAAAUAUCCCUAAGCUACACAGAAGUCCCUGAACUCUAGGCCGGGGCCGCUCUAGGGUGGGGCGGCGGUGAGAGCAGAGUGGCACACGGGCACCGAGCGUGGUUCGCAGCAGUAGUGGAGAGUAGGGACACCCAGAAAGCUUUACAAUUAGCCUGAGAGCAGAUGAACCAAAGAGAGCUGGGGAACAAGCAAGGGUCGAGGGGAGAAGUUGCCUGGCGCACCCCACCCCGAGGACCUGCGCGUUCCCACUCCUUGCCGCACAGUUCUUUCUUGUUGGUUUUGUGCUCCGGGUUGCCUCCUUCAGCUGCCAAAAGGUAGCAGUGCGUUCACCCGCGACGCCUGCAAACUGGGGAGGGGCUUUGAGAAUUCCUACUCCACUCUCCCAAGGGAAAAGAAGGUCUUGGGGGAAUGGAAUAAAUGGCCAUCCUAAGCCCCAAAUAUUAGACACUAUUUUAAUCUAAAUCGGAAUCUAUUAGAGGUGGCCCCGUGACGUUUAAAAGUCGGGAGUCUUCAACAGGAGUCCAUUAAAAGCCCUUACACAGGUGUUACUCUAUCCUUAUACUGGAAAUCUUUUAAUGCGAAACAGAUCUCUGCACUAAAAGCAGGCAACUGAAAUCUACUAUGCAAGCCCUAAUCACUCUUUCUUUAGCUCAUGUGCACUGAGGACUCAUCUGGUGAUGGCACUGGCUAGCUCCCUAAAAAACCUCUUUAGCAUUCCAAAAAGAAAAAAAAAGAAAGAAAAAAGAAAAAAGAAAAGAAAGAAAGAAAGAAAGAAAAACCUAAAGAAACAAACUCAAACCUGAAAGGUUACAAAUUAAUUUUUGAAGCCGUUGGCCAUCUUCUCACAAUCAAAUUAUGAAAUUCCAUAAGAUUAGGAACCUAUUGUUGGUCGCCACUAAAGAUACCUGGGAUGGGAGAUCUGUCUUUAUGUCUGCUUGAGCAAACAAGGUAGAAGGGCCACACCUUCAAGUUCUCAAGUUAAGCCCACUUCAGUGAAUCGUCUAGAUUCUGUCCAACACAGCUCAUCUAAAUCCCAAAGAUCUUGUGGAAAGUAUUCCCGAAAGAGCACCAUACAGCUUUCACUGUGGUUUGUUAUGUUAGCACUGGCCAACCCAGCUACAGACAAGGGGAACUGCAGAUAGGUUGGUGAGCUUGUUUUAAUCAGCCCUGUUUGACUGGGCAGAUACUAUCUACGGUACUCAGCGGUAAUUUUUACAUUCCUCUCAGUAAAUGAAAAUAGAGAAAACCUAGGUAAAAAGAGAACAGGUUUUGCCUAAGGUUUUGAAAAGUGUUCUGACUGGGGAACACCCAACAUGGAGAAAAGCUGGAGAACUCUGAGAUCUGAAGCUAGCAGUCAGUUAAGAAGCAAAACUUCUAGCGUGCAUUAAAAAGAUCCCAAGGAUUAACACGCACUAAUUACCUUACUCUAAAUUUAAGCUAGUGACUUUGUUCUAAAAGGCUUCUUUGACUUCACUAAUUGGUGAGUGACCACUGGUACACCUGGUAGCUCACCAGAGGUGAACAGACAAGCGGGCUUCAUAGCACUGAGAGCCACUUCUCUUCGCCAAGUCUUUCCCAAGUGUCAAUAUGCUUCAAGUUAUACCAAAGCCAGAUUUCCUCUUGCUUUCCAACCUGUCUAGGUGGCCUGGGUGGUUUUCUGCCGGCAGCAGUUUCCUACCUUUGGUUUCUGGGCCUCUAUCCACGAGGGGGGAUUAAUUAGCCGGGCUGAAGCUGGGGGAGGCUGUCGUGACGAGCCCAGUGGCGAUUGGCCGCCCGCCUGCCUGGCCCUGCCUUUAUAAUUUCCACACGAGUGCAUUUGGGCUUUUACACAAACCAACAGCAGCUUCUUCUGACAGACGCACACUCACCCCGACACACACUCGGCAUACUUUUCCUCCGUCUGAUUAACAGUCUUGCACACACCAUGAUUACGGGAAAACGUAAAUAAAUACGUAAAGGGGUGACUAUUUUGACUACUGGAAGAUCCUUGCGAGGAUUCAGCGCAACUUUUGUUUUUAUUACUGAGAAGGUGUUCUCUCCACGCAUCUCUCUCAGAGGAUUCUUUAGCGGAGGAGAGGGGGAGAGUGCAGCCUUUCACUUUAAGACCGGCUAGGCUCGCGGAUAAAAGGCCGGCUGGGCAGGGCAGCCCCCACUGCAGCCUGACCGAAAGGCUAGGUGCCUUUUGCGCGUGGCCCCCUUUCACCACCGAAGUUGGCUCCAGCGCUAGCAGCCGCAUUGGAUCCCACAGCUUAUUGUGAGACUCCGGUGUACAAUCCGGAUCUCUGCCCCAACAUGAUCGCGGCCCAGGCCAAGCUGGUCUACCACCUGAAUAAGUACUACAACGAGAAAUGCCAGGCCAGGAAAGCUGCCAUCGCCAAAACCAUCCGGGAAGUCUGCAAAGUGGUCUCCGACGUCCUGAAGGAAGUGGAGGUGCAGGAACCGCGCUUCAUCAGUUCCCUCAACGAGAUGGACAAUCGCUAUGAGGGCCUGGAGGUCAUCUCUCCCACCGAGUUCGAGGUGGUACUCUAUCUGAACCAGAUGGGGGUGUUUAACUUCGUGGAUGACGGCUCACUGCCUGGCUGCGCGGUGCUGAAACUGAGCGACGGGCGGAAGAGGAGCAUGUCCCUCUGGGUGGAAUUCAUCACCGCCUCUGGCUACCUCUCCGCACGCAAAAUCCGCUCCAGGUUUCAGACGCUGGUGGCUCAGGCGGUGGACAAGUGUAGCUACAGGGAUGUAGUAAAGAUGGUGGCUGACACGAGCGAAGUGAAACUGCGAAUUCGCGAUAGGUACGUGGUGCAGAUCACCCCGGCUUUUAAAUGCACCGGGAUCUGGCCGCGGAGUGCUGCCCACUGGCCGCUUCCCCACAUCCCCUGGCCAGGACCCAAUCGGGUGGCAGAGGUCAAAGCCGAAGGGUUCAAUCUGUUGUCCAAGGAGUGCCACUCCCUGGCCGGCAAGCAGAGCUCGGCGGAGAGCGACGCUUGGGUGCUGCAGUUUGCUGAGGCUGAGAACAGACUGCAAAUGGGGGGCUGCAGGAAGAAAUGUCUCUCCAUCCUGAAAACCCUACGCGACCGCCACCUGGAGUUGCCAGGGCAGCCUCUCAACAACUACCACAUGAAGACUCUGGUGUCCUACGAGUGCGAAAAGCAUCCCCGGGAGUCGGACUGGGACGAAUCUUGCCUGGGCGACCGGCUGAAUGGAAUUCUGCUGCAGCUCAUCUCAUGCCUGCAGUGCCGCCGGUGUCCCCACUACUUCUUACCGAACUUAGAUCUGUUUCAAGGCAAACCGCACUCGGCUCUGGAAAACGCUGCUAAACAAACGUGGCGAUUGGCAAGAGAGAUCCUGACCAACCCAAAAAGUUUGGAAAAACUCUAGAGGAUGAUCUAAUUCAGGGCCGUCAAGUUCACUCGGCUCAACGUCCUGACGAAAUGAAAACUUCCUGGUUGAUUCCUAUUUCCUGAGACAGUGCAAACAAUCUCUUCCUUUAAAAGGAGUAACAGCACAACAUUUACGCAUCAUCUCACACACCCCUAAAAAGAGGAGAGAAUGGAGUAGGGAAACACAGGAGAAAACCUACACCCACAAGCAUCUUUAUGCAGAAACUCCCAUCUCCCCUGAAAAGUACACAAAACCCGAAAAGACCCAAAAAGACCUGAGCAACAACGCAAGACCUUGACCAACUCCAUCAAAGGAUUACAGCAAUCUUGAGACUUAGGCGCAUCUGCCUUUCAGUAAACAGGACCUGGAUGUGCCAUCGGAAGGAGCGAAAGGAGCGUGUAAUGUAUAUUUUGAUUUGUAAUAAAAAUUGUGAUCUCAUGUUGUCUUUGAAAGUGUGGAUGUUGGUGUUUUGUGAUUUGGUGAACAAAACUGAAAUUGCCGUUUGGAAACUUCUAGACACUUUCCAUGAACAAAGAUGCAUUUAAAGGUAGAUUUCCUUCUGGUACUUAACCUGUCUGUGAAGUGUCUGAACUUUAAAAAAAAAGUUUACAUUUUGUUUCAAAUAUAUUGCUUGUUCUAACAUUCCAUAACUAUACUUGAAAUGUUAUUUAAAUAUAUUCAAAGGAAUUUGAAUUCAGCUUAUAUAAUAACGCUUGAAUAUCUGAAUUAUAUAUAUUUGAAAAUGCACUUGAAAU
Myodes glareolus (Bank vole) is the source of this 4365-nucleotide messenger RNA. It is a transcript of the gene Mab21l1, whose product is annotated as mab-21 like 1. Lineage: Eukaryota; Metazoa; Chordata; Mammalia; Rodentia; Cricetidae. The record is from RefSeq and is a predicted model, not a curated record.